This is a messenger RNA of Amphibalanus amphitrite, 3277 nucleotides long. RefSeq names its product C-type mannose receptor 2-like. NCBI's taxonomy places the organism in Eukaryota, Metazoa, Arthropoda, Thecostraca, Balanomorpha, Balanidae. The record is from RefSeq and is a predicted model, not a curated record. Gene Ontology annotation, molecular function: signaling receptor activity. The transcript is spliced from 17 exons. The coding region runs from base 260 to 3088 and encodes 942 amino acids.
GGGGGGCAGUCGGAGGACGGAGUUUGGGGUGGGAGGAGGUCGGAGGAGCAGUCAGAGGACAACGCUGCAGUCGGGGCCAGGAGGACGGAGUUAGGAGUGUGAAUGGACGAGGAGUUAUAAGACGGAGUUUGGAGAGACGGCGUGCAAGAGAGUUGGAGGACGGAGUUUUAGGUGUGAGGAGGCCGACAUAGGAGUCUGAAGACGGAGUUUUAGAGUGUGAGGAGCCCAGAGGAGCCGCGGGGAGCUGACGGCGGUCGCAAUGUGGACCCAGCGGGAUCAGCGCUGGGGUGGUAUAGCCGCAGGACUGCUGAUGGCCGUUAUAGCGGGAACACAAGCCACAUGUCCGGGCAGUCCGUGGCAGGAAUGGCGUGGCCACUGCUACCGGCUCUCCUACCAGCCCGUUCCAUGGCACGGCGCGCGGGGAGACUGCAAGGCCUUCUUCAGGGCGGCCGACGUAGUCAGUGUCACCAGCAAGGCCGAGAACAACUUCAUCAAAGCACUGGCCGGCCGGCAGACGGUCUGGCUGGGGAUGAGGUCAGCCAACGACGUCCUCUCCUGGGCAGAUGGGACGCCGGUCAGGUACAAAAACUUCGCCGCCAGACGCGGCCGAGCCAAGGGCGCCGAAGAUGCCGUUCAGCUGGACGGCCGGUCCGGCCAGUGGCAGUUUGCCGAGUCUCACACCGAGCCGCCGCACCGCGCCGUCUGCCGAAUGCCCUCCUGCCAGUGUCCGGCCGGCUGGACCGAGUGGGACCGCCGCUGCUACCGGGCCGUACGACAGCCACUCUCCUGGCUGGAGGCGCGCGAGCGGUGCAGGAGGAUGGCCGACACGGCGGAUCUGGUCAGCAUCAUCAACGCCAGGGAGAAUAACUUUGUGCAUGGUCUUCUGAAGCAGUACCCGUUCUGGAUCGGCCUCAACGAUCGAGAGAAGGAGGGUGCCUACGUCUGGAGCAGCGGCGAGAAGUACCCGUACACCAACUGGCACAAACCCAGCGAGCCCAACGGCCACAACCACUCGGCUGACUGCGCCGACAUGCUGGUGGACAAGACGUGGUCAGACGCCACCUGCGGCGCCAGCGGUCCGUUCAAACCGUUCGUCUGUGAAAUGAUCAUCUGCGGGCGCGACGAGCACAUUCGGCCGGAGCCCGUCAAAGGCAGGAGGUUCCGCGUCUGGCGGCCCGAGGACGGUCUGCGGUGCCCGGCCGGCUGGAGUCGCAGUGGGUCCAGCUGUUUCAGCCGUCCCACCGAGCCGGACACCUUCACCGGGGUGCAGCGGCUCUGUACAGAGGCGCACCCGAACGCCCAGGUGGCCGUGAUCGGGUCGCUGGAGGACAACGAUAGAGCCUACUACACGGCUCCGUCUCUGCCCGUCUGGGUGGACUACGGCAGUCGCUCGGGUCGCUCUGUGAACCUGGCCGCCCUGGCUCGCUCGUCGCUCCAGCAGGCCGCCCAGCCCGUCUUCACCUACUGGGCGCCAGACGCGGCGCUAGCCAGAUCGGUCGACUCCGACUGUGCCGCGUUGGAGGAGACGGGUCAGUGGCGGCCCAAACGCUGCAACCGGGAGCGUCUGCCCGGCCUGUGUCAGCUGGACGCCUGUAACCCCGAGUGUCCGGCCGGCUGGAUCCCGUUCGAGAGCCGGUGUUACCGGACGGUGCGGGUCCGGCGGACACUGCAGGAGGCGGCGGCUGUCUGUCAGAGGGACGGCGCACACCUGGCCAGCAUCCAGACGCAGGACGAGAAUGACUUCAUCACCAACCUCGCCUUCAAGUCGAAAGGAGUCAACUACCGGGCUGAUCCGGACGCCAAGCACGUGUGGAUCGGCGCGGCGCGGCCAGACCGGCGCACCGCCUGGUCCUGGUCCGACUGCGACCGCUGGAGCCUGUCGCGGUGGCGGCGCGCCGACGGAGACGACCUAUCGCUGACCUCCGGCACGUGCGCGACACUGUUCAUCGACGGACGGUGGCAGGACUACGCCAACUGCACGCACUCAAAGUACAAUUCGGUGUGUGAGCUGGACCCGUGUAGGGAGAAGUUCGGACCCGCUGACAAAACCGGCUGCCGAACCGCAAAGGUAACCACACCCGAGACGAAACCAAAGCCCGCCGAGGUGCCGAAAACCACCCGAGCACCGGUAACCACGAAAGCCACCACCAAAGCCCCGGUAACCACGAAAGCCACGGAUGCUCCGACGGUUCCAACAACCAAGCCGACGGAGCCGCCCGCGCCGAAGGAGCAGUUCCUGUGUCCUGCCGACUGGACGGAACUGGACGGCUACUGCUACCGCGGCGUCAUUCAGCAGGACACGUUUGUAAACGCCAUUCAGAUGUGCGCCGUCACAUUCCGGCCAUCCCACGUGGCCAGUGCGCACACCGAGCAGCAGAACCAGCUCAUACUCCAGCUGACGGGCGGCGGGCCGUCUUGGCUCGGCCUCACCUCUGCCUAUGACUUCCCGGCCUGGCGGUGGCUGGACGGCUCCAACUCGGAGGACUUCAGCGCCUGGGCGCGCCGCCAGCCGGACGCCACGGCCGAGAACAUGAAGGUGUGCUCGGUGGUGAACCGGCGCGGCCGCUGGACGGCCCGCUCCUGUCUAGAGGAGCGACACAGCUUCGUCUGCAAGCUGCCCGCAGUGCGUGUGGUGGCCGAGCCGUCGUGCCCGGACCCCACCCGGUGGCGAGAGGAGGGCGGCUCGUGCUACGCGUUCAACCACCAGGAGGCCUCGUUCGCCGAGUCGCGCCGGCAGUGUUUGUCGCUCUCCACGGCCGAGUUCCGGGUCACACUGCCCGUUAUUAAGGAUGCAGAAGAGGACGCGGCGCUCCUGAGGCUGGUGAACGGUCACGUGAUGCGGCUGGGGCUGGUGCGCAGCCGGUCGGGCCGCUGGCUGUGGGAGGACGGCAGCGAGCCGCGCUACACCAACUGGCUGCAGCCGCCGCCGCCGCCCGACCAGCGGCCGCUCUGUGCCGUCACCGACGGACGGCGCGGCGGCUGGGCCGUGCAGGACUGCGACAACACCGUGCCCGCCUACUGCGAGGCCGUCCGAGUUCCUGAUGAUUACGACUACGACUACAGUGAGGACUACGACUACUACGAAUAAGUGUCGAUGUACUCCCAGCUGAUAUGUUGCAGUGUACCCAGUCGUCCGACAAUAAAAUACUCAUUGUGCCACCAAGUAGGCGCAAUUCGAGAAGGCUCUUAGAACCGGCUGGGUCAUUUUCAUUGAGAGUGUUACGUGUUAUUUUUGUGUGUAUCUGCGGCCAGUGGUAAUACACAAUAGCAAAUGUUA